AUGGUCGUUAACAAUCCAAACAACUGGCACUGGGUCGAUAAAAACUGUCUCGAGUGGUCUCGUGGCUACUUUGCCUCCAAAACCAAUGGUUUGAGUGCAUCCAAUGACAAUGGAAAUAUUGCCGUUUCAGCGGUUUCUUCUGUGGAGGGAGACUGUGAUGUUUCCCAGAGAAAAGGAAAGGUUAUAUCUCUUUUUGACCUUAAAUUGGUGUUUGCUAUUGCUGGUUUCACUGCCGAGGAUGAUGAGGUUUCUGGCUCGAUAACAGUUCCAGAAUUGGCUUACGAUUCCGACGCCGACGACAUCCAGUUUGAAGUGAGCAUCUACAACGAAACAGCAGAACACGAGGGGAUUCGCCAGUUGAUUAAAAAGGAACUUCUUCCCAAAUUACGUGAAAAAUUGGCUCAAUUCGGUUCUGACUUGAUCACAGAACACAGUUCAGAUAUCCAAUUGUCGCAGGACCAAGUCAGCCUGGAGUUCACCAAGGCUAACCAGACUCUGAAGAGCACAGGUAAGGCUACUGGUAAGACUGGAAGCUCAGGUUCGGGAGCUGCUGGAGCUGGUUCUGGUUCUGGUUCUGGUUCUACUUCAGCUUCAGCUUCAAAACCUCAAACCGAAACCAAGUCUUCUGUGCCAAAGUACAACACAUCUACACUCCACUUGGAACCCGAGUUCAAUACUCUGGCCGAGCAGCUUUACAUUACACUUUUGGACCAGGCUCGUAUUGCAGCAUGGUCAAGGGCUGCCCCCAAUCUUGAACCAUUUCCGCCUAGCGAAGGGUCUGACUUUUCGUUAUUUGGCGGCUCAAUUAGUGGAAAAUUCACCAAACUCGUACCCAAUGAACGCAUCACUCAGCUAUGGCGCUUACUGGACUGGAAAGAUGGCCAUUAUGCCCAAUUGGAUAUUCAAUUGAAGCAGGGUUCAGGUGAAACGAAAAUGGUAGUUAAAUGGACUGGAAUUCCUAUAGGAGAGGAGGAUAGAGUGAGAAACAAUUUUGAGGAUUACUACGUGCGGUCGAUUAAAAUCACGUUUGGAUUUGGAGCCGUGUUAUAG
Meyerozyma guilliermondii ATCC 6260 is the source of this 1050-nucleotide messenger RNA. RefSeq names its product Aha1p (gene AHA1). The record is from RefSeq and is a predicted model, not a curated record. Gene Ontology annotation, molecular function: protein-folding chaperone binding; ATPase activator activity. Gene Ontology annotation, cellular component: cytosol. The transcript has a single exon. Bases 1 to 1050 code for a protein of 349 amino acids. Gene Ontology annotation, biological process: protein folding; positive regulation of ATP-dependent activity. NCBI's taxonomy places the organism in Eukaryota, Fungi, Ascomycota, Pichiomycetes, Serinales, Debaryomycetaceae.